Molecule: messenger RNA, 2106 nt
Organism: Solanum pennellii
Lineage: Eukaryota; Viridiplantae; Streptophyta; Magnoliopsida; Solanales; Solanaceae
Product: casein kinase 1-like protein HD16
Exons: 16
Coding region: 109-2106 (665 amino acids)
Biological process (GO): signal transduction; endocytosis; peptidyl-serine phosphorylation
Cellular component (GO): cytoplasm; nucleus
Molecular function (GO): ATP binding; protein serine/threonine kinase activity
Source: RefSeq, a predicted model, not a curated record
UCACAAGUUGAUGGAUGAUCGAUAUGCAUCAAAUGUGUAGCGGUGCGCGCAGAGGUUGUUGAUCAAUUGUUUUAACAGAAGAAUAGGAUUGCCAGUAGAAAAACGAGGAUGAGGAUAGAAUGUGGAGGAAAUAGCACAGUUGUAGAAAGGAACAAGAAGAACAAAGAGGUAGUAUUGGUAGAUGUUGAUGAGGAGGAGAAUGUUGUGAAGAAAACGAGUGAACCAGAUAAGAAAGAAGUAGAGGAAGGAGUAGGGGUUUUGAAAGAAGAGGUAGGAGAAAAGAAAACGGAUGAAGAUGAAAAUGGAAGUCGGAGUGGUGAUAAGGGUUUAGGAGCUAAGGAGGAAGGAAGCAUCGUACGACUUCCAAAAAGGAUCCAAGUUGGUGAAUCACCGCCUUAUAAGAUUGACAGAAAGCUUGGUGAAGGAGGAUUUGGUCAAGUAUAUGUAGGUCGUCGAUUAAGUCCACCACAUCCACACGAAAGAAAUGGUGCCGGAGCUAUAGAGAUUGCCUUAAAAUUUGAGCAUAAAAGUAGCAAAGGUUGCAACAAUGGACCUCCUUAUGAGUGGCAAGUCUAUAAUACUCUUGGUGGUUGUCAUGGGAUACCCCGUGUAUAUUACAAGGGACGUCAAGAUGAUUACUACAUUAUGGUCAUGGAUAUGCUUGGUCCUAGUUUGUGGGAUGUGUGGAACAACAAUGCUCAUAUGAUGUCUAUUGAAAUGGUAGCAUGCAUUGCCAUUGAAGCGAUAUCCAUACUUGAAAAGUUGCACUCUAGGGAGUAUAUACAUGGAGAUGUGAAACCUGAAAAUUUUGUUCUUGGAAAACCUGGAACUCCUGAUGAGAAAAAACUAUUUCUGGUUGACCUUGGAUUAGCAACUAAGUGGCGUGAUACUUUUAGUGGUCUUCAUGUUAAAUAUGACCAGAGGCCUGAUAUAUUUAGGGGAACUUCAAGGUAUGCUAGUGUGCAUGCUCACCUCGGAAGAACUGGAAGUCGGAGGGAUGACCUAGAAUCGUUGGCUUACACACUCAUAUUUCUGCUCCAGGGUAGACUGCCUUGGCAGGGAUAUCAGGGUGAUAAUAAAGAUUUCCUUGUCUGUAAGAAAAAGAUGUCAACUUCUCCAGAAACACUUUGCUGCUUCUGCCCUGCUGCAUUUAAACAGUUUGUGGAAUAUGUUGUGAACCUAAAGUUUGAUGAGGAGCCUAAUUAUGCGAAGUAUAUCUCAUUGUUCGACGAGAUAGUAGGUCCAAAUCCGGACACCAGACCAAUCAACACUGAUGGUGCACAGAAGCUUGUAUAUCAAGUCGGACAGAAGAGAGGACGAGUUAGUAUAGAAGAAGAUGAGGUUGAAGAAAGAAAGAAGAAAGUACGGAUUGGAAUGCGUGCAAGACAAUGGAUUACUGUUUUCAAUGGCCGUCGCCCUAUGAAGCAAAGGUGUCAUUGUAACGUUGGUGAUACGAGGGUGUCUCAGCACGUUGCGAGAGGACAUAGGGACGGACUGUUCAUUAGUGGUGUUGCUUAUUGUUUGGACUCUUGGUUCUUAAUUUUGGAUGAAGGGACUGGGUUCAGAUCCCAAAUUCAUUACUUGUCACCUUCUUUUCUUCCCAAGGAGUGGAUUUUUGAGCAGUGGGAAAAGAAUUACUUUAUUAGCUCCAUUGCAGGAGCUGGUGAUGAUAGGUGCUUAAUAGUGAUGUCAAAGGGUGGUCCGUAUGUGCAACAGACGUACAAAGUGACGGAGUCAUUUCCUUUCGAUUGGAUCGCUAAAAGAUGGAAGGAUGGGUAUUAUGUUACGUCUAUGGCAACUGCAGGAAGAGGUAGAUGGGCAGUUGUUAUGUCACGCGGGGUUGGCUUCUCUCAACAGGUAGUGGAAUUAGAUUUUGUGUAUCCUAGUGAAGGGAUUCGUAAGAGGUGGAAUGCUGGUUACCGUAUCACAUCAACUGCGGCGACCAUGGAUCAAACUGCUGUAGUUCUAAGUAUUCCAACAAAGGAAGAUGUGGGUGAGGCACAAGAGACAAUUUGUACGACUGCUUUUCCCAGCACUCAUGUCAAGGAGAAGUGGGAUAACAACCUUUACAUUGCAUCCCUUUGUUAUGGACAAACUGUGUCUUGA